AUGGCGUCCGCGAGUGUUGCCUACAUAUCUGCGUCGACGAAUAGACAUUCUCAUGCUGCAGAUGCUUCUACAAGCUCUCUGAUAGCCUUCGGCUGCGCCAAGUUAGUUGCGUUGUGGGAUGUCCAGGAUGAGUAUGACCGCGGGGUGUAUGAGACUCUACCUGGGCACGAGGGUCUUGUCACUUGCGUACGUUUCAUCCAGGAUGACCGUUUCGUUAGCGCGGAUGACAAGGGUGUAAUGAGGUUGUGGACCAAGAAAGGCACACAGUGGAAGUCAAGCUGUGUCACGCAGGCACAUCAGAAAGCUGUCUCCGCGCUAGCAGCGCUCGAUGAGAUUGUGGUAACAGGAGCCUCUGACUCUUCGGUCAAGGUUUGGAGUCUUGCGUCAAGAAAUGAGUCAGAUGCAUUCGACGAAGUGCAAACCAUUCCGUUAAGAGGGGAGUACCCCCUCUCGCUCGCAGUCUCCACUUUGCCGCAAACACAAGCUACUAUUCUUGCCAUUGGUGGCACCGACAGGCAUAUUCAGAUAUGGACUCGAUCCGAAGACUUGUUUGUAUCGUCUGUCGUGCUUUCCGGGCACGAAGAUUGGAUCAAAGGUCUUGCUUUCCGACAGCCUGUAUUGGAUGACCAACCUCUCAUCCUGGCCUCUGGCUCUCAAGAUGCGACAAUUCGACUGUGGAAUGUAGAGCCGUUCACCAAGAAACCCACGGAAGCUACUCCUUCGGCUCCCGAGAACGACUUGAGUGGCGAAUUGCUUGACGCGUUCGAAGUCUCCUUGGGAGAUCUCACUGACGCAGAAGAGGGUGGUCGCCAAAUCUCUCUGAAGCGCCAUAUUUUGACAGUGAAGAGUCAAAAUGGUGCGCUGCAGUACUCCAUCACAUUCGAUGCUCUCCUUGUUGGUCACGAAGCCGGUGUAACUUCGCUCUCCUGGCGUCCCCGUUCUCCUUCAACCUCUGUCCCGACACUUUUGUCCACCUCAACCGAUUCCUCCCUCAUUCUCUGGUCUCCUUCCACAAUCAUCACGCCAACGACAGAUGGAUCGUCCUCAAUAUGGAUUAACAGACAACGAUUUGGCGACGUAGGAGGCCAGAGACUAGGAGGUUUCGUUGGUGGGCUUUGGACCUGUGGUGGUUUCGAAGCAUCUGCGUGGGGUUGGAGUGGUGGAUGGAGACGCUGGCGGUGCAGUGCUACCGAUGAAAAUGCCGAAAGUGGAGUGCCGAGUAAUCACAACGAGGAUUGGGGCGAAGUUGGUGCCAUCAGCGGGCACAACGCCGCAGUCAGAGGUCUUUCGUGGAGUCCAAAUGGCGAAUACCUGAUAUCUGCUGGGCUUGACCAGACAACUCGGAUUCAUGGAGAAGUCCGGACUUCAGACAAAGAUGGCUCAUCCGUUCCAGUAUGGCAUGAACUCGCUCGUCCUCAAGUCCAUGGGUAUGACCUUGUUGGGGUCGCGUUCAUAGACGCCCUACGUUUUGUCAGCAUCGCAGACGAGAAAGUUGCCCGUGUUUUCGAAGCACCACGCGAGUUCGUCGAUGUCAUCAACAAUUUAGGCACAGCUCAUUUUGGGGUGGAAGAGAACGAAAGACCGCGGGCGGCCACCGUUCCCCCCCUCGGUUUGUCAAACAAAGCUGUGAGCGAAGUCAAUUCUCAGUCCGAAAGGCUUAACGAUUGGCAUGAUGCCGAUCGCACAAGAAGGCGACCGUUCGAGGGAGAGCUGGCCGCGAUCACUCUCUGGCCAGAGAUUGAGAAGGUCUUCGGCCACGGUUACGAAUCUAUAGCAUUAGCUGUUUCCAGUUCCAAGAAAUUGACUGCGACAGCAUGUAAGGCCACAAGCCCCGAGCACGCUGUUAUUCGUGUCUAUGAUACGGAUAAAUGGCAGCCGAUGGGAUUACCAUUGGCAGGUCAUGCAUUAACGGUGACCCAGAUUGCGUUCAGUCCGGACGACAGAUUCAUUCUUUCAGUAUCCCGAGAUCGCUCAUGGCGCCUGUUUGAGAGGAACGGAGAAGACGGAUAUGCCCCAAUUACGGCCGAUAAAUCGCAUUCUCGCAUAAUAUGGGACUGUGCUUGGGCGCAUGAAGGCGACAUCUUUGCUACGGCGUCUCGCGAUAAAACUGUCAAGAUAUGGCAUCCUAAAGAUACAAGUUCCUGGGAUAAGUGGACUGCUGUAGCGACCAUAAAGACCAAAGAGGCUGCAACCGCCAUCGGAUUUUCAACUGUAAAUGCUGACAACAGACGCAGACUGGCUGUAGGGCUCGAAUCUGGGGGGAUUCUUAUAUACUCGUCUGCUGAAGCGGACGCAACAGAAUGGAGGCUUGACCUGACCAUGAACUCUUGCAUCGCACAUGUGGAUCAAAUCCACCGUCUAAUAUGGCGACCAUACAGUGAUAACUUGGAACUAGCAAGCUGCAGCGAAGAUAGUACAUUGAAGAUACUCACUGUCCGUAUUACGACAGGAUAG
This is a messenger RNA of Sparassis crispa, 2454 nucleotides long. RefSeq names its product Elongator complex protein. Gene Ontology annotation, biological process: tRNA wobble uridine modification. The record is from RefSeq and is a predicted model, not a curated record. Gene Ontology annotation, cellular component: elongator holoenzyme complex. Gene Ontology annotation, molecular function: protein binding. The transcript has 15 exons. Bases 1 to 2454 code for a protein of 817 amino acids. NCBI's taxonomy places the organism in Eukaryota, Fungi, Basidiomycota, Agaricomycetes, Polyporales, Sparassidaceae.